Molecule: messenger RNA, 2268 nt
Organism: Vigna umbellata (rice bean)
Lineage: Eukaryota; Viridiplantae; Streptophyta; Magnoliopsida; Fabales; Fabaceae
Source: RefSeq, a predicted model, not a curated record
AUGGUGGUGGAGUCAACUGGUGAUAAUUGGUGGUUGACUCUAAAGGGGGAAAUGUUGGUGUUGGAGAGUGAAGGUGAUAAUGGAGGUGGAACUGUGGUGAGACAAAGUUACAAUGGAGUCACGUUGAGGGCACAAUGCGAGACGGUGAUAGAGGAUUAUCAGGAUAUUGGUGAAGAGGAAUGUGUGUUAAGGAGGUUAUAUGGUGGUAAGUCAGGAGAUGAUAUUGGUGGUAAGUCAGGAGAUGAUAUUGGUGGCGACUCUAAAGGUGGGAACUGUGGUGAGACCAAAGGUGACAAUGGAGGUAACGUUGAGGGCGACAAUAGUGGUGGCGAGAUCGGUGAUAAUGAUGAUGGUAAAUCAGGAGGUGAUAAUGGUGGUGACAUAAGAGGUGACAAUGGUGGUGACUCUAAAGGGGGAAAUGUUGGUGUUGAGAGUGAAGGUGAUAAUGGAGGUAAGGCUGAGGGUGACAAAAAAGGUGGUGAGAUAGGAGGUAAGGAUGGUGAUGAGUCAAGAGGUGAUAAUGAUGGUGACUCUAGUGGUGCCAACAAUGGUGGUGAUAUUGGCGGUGACACAAAAGGUGGAAACACUGGUGUUGAGACCGGAGACGACACUGGAGGUAACAUUGAAGGUGACAAUAAUGGUGGUGAGAUAGGAGGUAAUGAUGGUGGGGAGUUAGGAGGUGUUAAUGUUGGUGACUCUAGAGGUGGAAACAAUGGUGAUAACAUAGGAGGUGAUAAUGGUGGUAAGUCAGGAGAUGAUAUUGGUGGUAAGUCAGGAGAUGAUAUUGGUGGCGACUCUAAAGGUGGGAACUGUGGUGAGACCAAAGGUGACAAUGGAGGUAACGUUGAGGGUGACAACAGUGGUGGCGAGAUCGGUGAUAAUGAUGGUGGUAAAUCAGGAGGUGAUAAUGGUGGUGAUUUUAGAGGUGACAUUAAUGGUGGUGAUUCUAGAGGUGACAAUAAUGGUGGUGAUUCUAGAGGUGAUAAUAAUGGUGGUGUGAUAGGAGAUGAUAAUGGUGGUAAGUUAGGAGAUGAUAAUGGAGGUGACAACAUUGAUGGUGAGACCAAAGGUGACAAUUGUGGUAAGAUUGAAGGUGGCAACAAUGGUGGUGAGACAGGAGGUAAAAAUGGUGAUAAGUCAGGAGAUGGUAAUGGUUGUGACUCUGUAGGUGACAAUAACGGUGGUGACAAAGAAGGUGAUGAUGAUGGUGAAUCUAGCGGUGGCAACAAUGGUGGUGACUCUAGCGGUGACAACAUUGGUGGUAACACAGGAGGUGAUAAUGGUGGUGACUUUAGCGGUGGCAACAAUGGUGGUGACACGAGAGGUGAUAAUGGUUGUGAGUCAGUAGGCGAUAUCAACGGUGACUCUAGAGGCGAAAACACUGGUGUUGAGGCUAGAGGUGACAAUGGAGGUAACAUUGAAGGUGGCAAUAAUGGUGGUGACUCUAGUGGUGGCAAUAAUGGUGGUGAAAUAGGAGGUAACGAUGGUUGUAAGUCAGGAGGUGAUAAUGAUGGUGACUCUAAAGGUGGCAACGAUGGUGAUAGUAGUGGUGGUGAGGUAGGAGGCAACGAUGGUGAUAAUUCUGGAGGUGAUAAGGGAGAUGACUCUAGAGGUGGUAAUAACGGUGGUGGGAUAGGAGGUGAUAAGGGUGGUGAGUUGGGAGGUGAUAGUGGCGUUAACUCUAAAGGUGGAAAUGUUGGUUGUGAGAUCGGUGGUGAUAAUGGAGGUAGGGUAGAGGGUGGAAAUAGUGAAGGUGAGAUAGGAGGUAACGAUGGUAAUGAUUCAGGAGGUGAUAAUGAUGGUGAUUCUAGAGGUGGCAUUAAAGGUGGUGAGAUAAAAGGUGAUAAUGGCUGUGAUUCGGAAGGUGAUAAUGUGGGUGACUCUAGGGGUGACAACAUUGGUGGUAAGGCUAAAGGUGACAAUGGAGGUAGCGUUGAUGGUGGCAAGAGUGUUGGUGAGAUAGAAGGUAAGGAUGGUGGUGAGUUAGGAGGUAAUAAUGGUGGUGACUCUAAAGGUGGUGGUGGUGACACUAAAGGUGGUGGUGGUGAGAUAGAAGGUGACAAUGUUGGUAAGUCGGGAGGUGAUGAUUGUGGAGAGUCUAGAGGUGACAACAUUGAUGGUGAGACCGAAGGUGACAAUGGAGGUAAUGUUGAGGGUGACAAUGGUGGUAAUGAGAGAGGAGGUAAUGAUGAGGAUGAGUUAGAAGGUGAUAAUGAUGGUGAUCCUACAGGUGUCAACAAAGGUGGUGAGAUUGGAGGUGAUAAUUGA